Molecule: messenger RNA, 2070 nt
Organism: Aspergillus aculeatinus CBS 121060
Lineage: Eukaryota; Fungi; Ascomycota; Eurotiomycetes; Eurotiales; Aspergillaceae
Product: cytochrome P450
Exons: 2
Coding region: 357-2033 (558 amino acids)
Molecular function (GO): heme binding; iron ion binding; monooxygenase activity
Source: RefSeq, a predicted model, not a curated record
GCCCCGUGUCUUACAAUUCACUUCUUUACUCGAAACAUCACGAACCGAGAGCGGGAAGUGACGUUUGCGGGGAAGUUGGCAGUGCCGCAGUAUACAAGCUCGGUUCGAAGCGGGUAGAUUCGGCCAACCACCACUUACCAUUUACGGAGGGUCAUCGUAUCUGAGAUACAAGGUAUCAGCAGCUGCCACUGAACACGAGUGAGUGGAUUUGAUAAAGUACUGGCUGGAGUGGUGCUUAUACGACUGCUACCUACCUUAUUAAUACUUGCUCCCCCCCUUCUUUCUUCGGGUCGAGAGACCAACUCUUCGAGUUACAUCCAUCAAGCCAGUGUCAAGGCAAGCAGGGCAACAGAAGGAUGUUAAGCCAGCUGAGCUGGGACGCCAUAUCACUAUCCCCGGGCGGAAUCGCCUUGGGUGUGCUGGGGUUACUCUCCGCGGUGACCCUCCUCUACACCCUCUACAACCGCUACCUCCACCCGCUCCACCACCUCCCGGGCCCCCUGCUCGCCUCGCUCACCCCCUGGGUCCAGCUGUACCACGGCCUCCGCGGCGACCGCCACCUCUGGCUACACACACUCCACGCCCAGUACGGCAGCCACGUGCGGGUGGCGCCGAAUUUCGUGUCCGUCAACACCGCGCAAGGGCUGCACGACAUCUACGGCCACGGGAAGCGACUCAAGAAGGCCGACUUCUACAACGCGUUCCCGGCCAUCAAGGGCGUCUACAACACGCACAACGUCAUCGAUAAGACGGCGCACGGCCGCAAGCGCCGCGUCCUGAGCCAGGCGUUUGCCGACCAUGCGUUGAAGAGUAUGGAGGAUGUUAUGCUCUUGCAUGUGCGGCAGCUUUGUAGUGGGUUGGUGGGGAGGCCGCUGCAACAGACUCCAACGGAAGGUGGAGGUGGGGAGAAACAGGGGCCGGCAGUGGUGCAGGAUUUGGGCCGGUGGUUUAGUUAUCUCACGUAUGAUGUGAUGGGGGAGUUAUGUUUUGGGAAGAGCUUUGAUAUGUUGAUUGAGAGUAGCCGGCGGAGGUUGGUCGAGUUGGUGGAUCGCGCGGCGAAUCGGCAUUAUAUCGUGAGUGUGCCCCAGUUUCUUCUGUGCUUUCUGGUGGGUUUGGCUGACAUUGCGGGGGAACACUUCCAGUGUGGUCUGUGGAUGCCGCUCGAUCGAUGGCACCUGGACCAGAUCUUCAUUCAUCGGUUGACCAACGACCGCUGGAACUUUAUCAUGAACUCCCGGGUCGAGGCCACGAAGCGCGCCCAGGAACGCACCCAGGCGGGCCACGACGCCAAACGCGAUUUCUUCUACUACCUGCUGAACGCCCGGGACCCGGAGUCCGGACAGGGGCUGACCACCCCGGAGCUCUGGGGCGAGGCCAACGUCCUGAUGAUCGCGGGCAGCGACACGACGUCGACCACCCUCUCGGCCACGGUGUUCUAUCUGGUGCGCAACCCGCAUGCGAUGGAGCGGCUGAAGGACGAGGUCCGCGGGGCGUUUACUUCUGUCGAGGACAUUGUCUCGGGCAGCCAACUCAACGAGCUGGUGUACUUGAAAGCUUGUCUGGACGAGGCGCUGCGGCUGGCUCCCGCCGUGCCGGGGGCGCCUCCCCGCGAGGUGAUGGAGGGCGGCGCCAUGGUGGACGGGGUGUUCCUGCCUGAGGGGACAGAUUGCGGGACGCCGACCUUCUCUAUCCACCGCCAGGCUGCGUACUACCGUCAACCCGGUGCGUACCUGCCGGAGCGCUGGAUCGAAGGCGCGACGUGUAAGACGGAGUUCGAGUCCUGGGAGACGAGUAAAGAGGAUGUCGAGGUCGCGCGGCGUGCGUUCUGCCCAUUCAGCAUCGGUCCGCGUGGCUGCAUCGGCAAGAGCAUGGCUUUCAUGGAGAUGCGACUGACGAUUGCACGGUUGAUCUUCCUCUUUGAUCUGGCGUUGGCCGACCACCGCGGGGAGGACGCCGGGGGCCACUUGGCGCUGGUGGAUCACUUCACCAGUGCCAAAGAAGGGCCCAAUGUGACUGUACGAGUGCGUACGUAGCUAAGCUGAUGUAGAUUGAGAACACCUAAAGCACAGU